GUGCGAAGCGCACGCGUGCGUGUGUGUGUGUGUCAUUCCAAUUCGCCUUUCAUGUUAUGCGCAUCCACAGCGACGUUGAUUAACUGCGGUUUGUGCUACUCAAAUUUGCGCCAAUUCGGUUCUCGUUGUUUGUGUCGCGAAAUUCAAAGCGCCUUUGUGCUGCUGCUCUACAAUUCAUAUAUAUAUAUAUAUAUAUAUAUACUUUCUCCCUGCUUUAUGAACUUUCUGGAGCUUCUUUCAUUGCCCCAUUGACAGAGAGGUUAUUUGCUUUUUUUUUUAUUAAUCCAAGCCGUGCUUCGUGUGAUACGGCACGGUGUGCACUACUCUAUUCUCUUUUUUUUUCUUUGUUCUCUGGAAUUUCCCACCGCCACGUGUAAUCUACGGAGUGCGUAGAGGCCCCAGUGCAGCCUUUCAGAGUACACUGGGCUUUAUUUUGUUGUGGCAAUUUCGUAGACGAGGGAGAUGCAGCCAAGCAGCAGCUCCCCCACUCUUUUAGAGGUACCGGGUGCGGUAUGGCAGGAUGAGACCCGCGUGGACGUCUGCAACGGCCGCCGCUGCCGUCGACGCUUUCAUCGGCUGCUCUGCGCGAAGCACCACUGUCAGUGGUGUGGCCGUGUGUUUUGCGACGCCUGCGCACCGCGUCAGGCCACGCGUCACGGCACGCUGCUGCGCCGCUGCAACAGCUGUCGCCUGCCCAUCAUCUUCAAGCACUUCUGGAAUGCGACGAAACACGCGAUGGACUGCACGCCCUUUGAGUGCAUCCUGGCCUUCUUGGCACCGCACAACAUCACCGCCCUCCUGCAGAGCUGCCACACCAUGCUGGCGGAGUACCCGGUCUGCGGGUACCCCUUCUUCGACUCCAUCCAGGAGCGGUUCCCUUCGUACUACACGGGGGCCCAGAUCGGCCGCGGCUCAUUCGGCACUGUGUACAAGUGUGAAGAUCGACUCGCCAAGGACCGCCGCCGCGUCAUUCUGAAGUGUGUGUUGAAGUCUUCCAAUCUCACCUAUACGCGGUGGUGCAAGGCCGUCACGGAGCUGCGCAUCCUCGCCUCCGUCGAGCACCGCAACGUGGCCCGCUUGCUGGAGGCGUUCCAGACACGAGAGUACGUCGUCAUCGUCAUGGAGGCCGGGGAGGGCGGAACCGUGCGGCAGGGCUACGAGUACGUACGCCAGCACCGGCUGCCGCUCGAAGCUUUCACCGCAAACGUUAUUGAGGGCGUCGCGGCGGGUCUCGACUACCUCUACCGCGAAAAGCACGUCAUCCACCGUGACAUUAAGCUGGACAACAUCGUGCUCAGCGCAGACUACGCCACGCCGAUGAUCAUCGACUUUGGGCUGGCCGAGUACAUCGUGCAGGAGGAGGGUCAGUGGUUUGUAGUGGGCGGCACCCGCAACUACGCCCCGCCCGAGAGCAUCGGUGCCAUCGCGGCGGGCCACCUCGACAUCAAGGAGAGCGGUCUCACGAUGCACAAGGGCGACAUUUUCAGCCUCGGCGUUGUCGCGUACGUCCUUCUCACCGCCCAUCGCCCCUUCCUGAACAAGGGGAAGUUUGACAAGCAGUAUGAGGAGAUGCAGAAGGGUGUCUCCUGCUGCGGGCCCCUGUGGGACGGCACCUCGUCGGCGGCGCAGGCCUUGGUGCAGGCCAUGCUCUCCUUCAACCCGUCGCAGCGGCCGUGCUACGCGGAGAUACAAGUGAACCCUUUUAUCGAGUCCUGCGCCGCCGGCGUGGCAGAGAUCAGGGAGAUGCGGCUUUCUGGUCUCUUGGAGGCGGAAAAGGAAACGCUGGAUCAGUGGGUGAUGCUCGAGCCUUCCGAGAUGCAAGAGGAGGAGAGCGACAUCUUGUCCUUGGCCACGCCGCAGCGGUGGUAUCACGCUUACCUGCCGCGCACCAGCCUUCAUCUUUGGUAA
Leptomonas pyrrhocoris is the source of this 1908-nucleotide messenger RNA. Its product is annotated as putative protein kinase. The transcript has a single exon. The coding region runs from base 463 to 1908 and encodes 481 amino acids. Gene Ontology annotation, cellular component: nucleus. Gene Ontology annotation, biological process: mitotic DNA damage checkpoint signaling; protein phosphorylation. The record is from RefSeq and is a predicted model, not a curated record. Gene Ontology annotation, molecular function: ATP binding; protein serine/threonine kinase activity. Lineage: Eukaryota; Euglenozoa; Kinetoplastea; Trypanosomatida; Trypanosomatidae.